Messenger RNA from Wyeomyia smithii (pitcher-plant mosquito), 12735 nucleotides. It is a transcript of the gene pum, whose product is annotated as maternal protein pumilio. The coding region runs from base 1413 to 5327 and encodes 1304 amino acids. NCBI's taxonomy places the organism in Eukaryota, Metazoa, Arthropoda, Insecta, Diptera, Culicidae. The record is from RefSeq and is a predicted model, not a curated record. Gene Ontology annotation, cellular component: cytoplasm; nucleus. Gene Ontology annotation, molecular function: mRNA 3'-UTR binding. Gene Ontology annotation, biological process: post-transcriptional regulation of gene expression. The transcript is spliced from 14 exons.
AGACGUUCUCUCAGUUCCGCAGACGGAGAAGUCGCGAAAAAACAAAUGGCGUAACAUCGUACAUUCGGAACGGGACGAGAUCGAGCUAAAGUUUGUGUAAAAAGUCCAGCGCGCUCGUUUUCGGCCAGAAAAUUUCAGUAUUCGAAACAAGAUCAAGCCGUUUGAUUCCUGUUUCGUGUAGUAUAAUGAUUGUAGUAGCUAUCUAAUUCGGCGUGUUAAAUAAUCUAACCUUUUUAGCUGUAUAUUUUGUAAAGUGCAACUUUUUUAAGAACAUCCCCAGUGAGUAGACAGACACGGCGAAAUAGUUCUGUAAAGCAGAAUUGUACAUAGCUUUUGAGGUGUGAUUUGCACAAAAAAAAGCAGUGAAUUGACUUUCUGUGGAUGAAUUAUACGUGUUUCCAGGAGGAAAAGUUGCUCCCUGUACAGUUAGUGAUAGACAUUUUCUUCGGCAUUUCCCAUUGUCGACUGGCAUAGCGCCGUGUGAGUGUUGGAGUGAGCGAGAGCAAGACGAGCGCUUCUGGAGGAAUAUCUUAUCCCGAUAGAUUCCGCACGGGAACGAGAAGAACUUCAGUUUUCGUAACUUGUGAAUGAGAACAGAACGAGGCGAAUGUGCGGUUUUUCCUACACCGGAUCAGCAGAGUGAUUGAGCCCGCACAUAAAGUGCGUAUUGAAUUGUUUGUGUUUGUGCGGUGGGCUCGUCUUGCGGUUCUAGCAUUGUAUCAAAAAAGAUCUUGUUACGCGACGGUAGUGACGGGCGUGGAAGUGGCUGGUGCAAAAAGUGACCUCUGAAUGCAUCAAUGGCUCCCGAGUGAAGAAAAAGGAAGAUAAUAAAGCAGUAUCAUUUUGCUGAACGCAAAAACGAGAGAGGAAGUGAAUUAUUGUUUGCCUGUGUGUAUGCGUGCACGAGAGCUUCCGGAAGAGUCCCGGGCUGGUUGAAGAAACUGCUACUGUGUGUAAUGGUUAAAUAGCAGCUUAGUAUCCUUACGUCCGACAGGAACGGGCGAUUUAACAGUGACACUAGCGCUAAGGACAGAUUUGUUAUGUGCGAGUGUUUGGUUUGGGCUGAGCAAGUGUGUUAAGCAGCAAAAGUGCAUCGCGUCGCCCUGCUUAAGCGAUAAACGGAUCAAUCGACAACAAUUUGAGCAUUUGUUUUCAAACAACCCAACGGCAACAGUCACAACACAGUAGAAAGCGUCUUAUCUGCUUUUCCCGAGAUUUGAAAGCGUUUUCUGGGGUGCGAAGUAAUUUGCGGUUUAUACCAACUACAGACAAAAUUUGCAGAUCUAAUUACAACUAGAGCACCAGUCGCAUCCUCCGACAUUUGUCUAUUUUAAAAUACCGACCUUGCCACAAAAGCUCUCAAAAUUCAUUUGGAAGUGUUGCACCACCCACUCGAGCCAGAGGCGGCCGCAAUGAAGUUACUGGGGGGACAUGACGACGGCGGUGGACGGGGAGCUCCGAUCCGGUCCCAGGACGACGCUGCAGUGGGUUACGUUUUCCAGCGGCAUCCCAAUGAGAACGAGUUCAAUCAGUUUGCCCAGAAACAGUCCCGUUGGGCAUCCGGGGACGACGCAAUUAUCGAUAAUCAAGAUAAAUGGAAGUACAAUCCAACUCUAACAAACAACAGCACUGGUGGAUUGCUUCCGCCGCCGACGAUGCAUUCUGUAAAUAAACAUCAAGCACAUCAACAAAUGCAAGCCCAGCAGCAACAACAGCAGCAACUGCCAAUGAUCAACCAUCCUUCUCAACUGGCGAACCAUCUCAACCACCAGAACCAUCUCAAUCAAACAAUGCUCAACCACACGGCUAUGGGGAACGCAGCGGCCGCUGCUGCUGCUGCCGGUGGUCUGCCCGCGAUGCAAAUGCCGAUGCAGGGUGCCGGAAUGUACGAUCACCUGCAUCCGCCGAAUGUGAACGUGAACGGUGUAGUUCCCAAGCAUCCUCCGGGGCAGGAGCAGCUGGUCUAUCUAGGUGGUGGUCAGCAGUAUGGCGUCCUAGCGCCCCAGAACCAGUACAUCGCCAGAAACAAUGCAGCGAUAACUACUUCAGCAACGAAAAAACUCUGGGAGAAAGGUAGUAGCAACGAUGUCAAAGUGGCUACUGGAGCGACCGGGCCGUUGGCUCCACUACAAUUACACGGAAGCACCGAUCACCAAGUUUGGCGUGAUUCCACUUGGUCUACGCAGGGCGAUGCGAUACUGGCCUCGAGACGCAUAUUUCCACAUGCUCCAGAUACGAAUCCGACCGGAUCGACGGGAAUUUUAAGCCCUCGCGAUUCAACCGGCGGUCUCGGCGUUAAAAUGGUUGAAUACGUACUCGGUGGAUCGCCCACAAACAAGGAAAGUCCGCUUGCUAGCUUAGAACCUCGAUUCAAUCGAAUGAAAUUCGAUGAUAAUGACAAGGCAUCUGACGAUAAAGACAAAGCUAAUUCGCCGUUCGAGUCGAACGGCCUGAAGAAGGAGGAAGUGAACUCGACCAAUGGAGUUGUGAUCGUAAACGGAAUUGAUGACGACAAAGGAUUUAAUUAUAUUUUCACUUCCAGUCGCACUCCUGGCUCCCGCCAGCCGUCACCGGCGGAGGAGCAGCUGCCUCGAGGGUCGAAUCUGCUUGAUGCACCGUCACACCAUAGUACCGGAUUUCCACAGCAUCCCUCACUGCACCAUAUGCUGGGAUCUGCAGCUGCGGCCGCUGUCGCUGCUGCGGCCGUCGGCGCAAGUGGCGGUGCCAACGAUGUUGCCCAACAGGCAGCUGCAGCCGCGCUGGGCUCAUAUCAUCCGCAAAUGAUUCCCAAUCAGAUGAGCCAGAUGAAUCAGCUUAGUCAGAUGAAUCAAAUGAAUCAGCUUAAUCAGAUGCAAAGCCACGUGAUGAAUGGAGUCGGAGGAAUUCCGCAGAUAACGCAGAGUCAAAUGGUUAGUCAACCUGGACAGGGUCCUAACCAGAUUGAAUCGCCCGCCAAUCUGCUGCAACAGCCACACAACUUCGAUGUUCAGCAACUGUUCCGAUCGAAUCCCGGCCUCACUGCUGCCAACUCAGCCGUUCCCGGUGCCCCGAACGGACAGCCACUGCCACAAUCAGCGCUCUCGCUCUCCGCACAGCAGCAACAGUUUCUAGCGCAACACAAUGCAGCCUAUGCAGCGCAACAAGCGGCCCCGUACGUCAUCAACCCGGGUCAGGAUCCGUCUCCGUACAUGGGCGCCCUGAUCACCGCCGGUGUACCGCAGUACUAUGGAGUGGCCGCUGCCCCAUGGGGAGUAUAUCCUGCCAAUCUAAUACCGCAGCAACAGUCACAGCCCCGAAGGCCUCUGACACCAUCGCAGCAGGGUGCUGAAAAUCAGCCAUACCAGGUGAUAUCGGCUUUCUACGAUCAGAGCGGUUCCCUGGUGAUGGGCCCGCGCACAGGGACACCCAUGCGGCUGGUCAGUCCAGCACCGCCGGUGUUGGUUCCGCCGGGUGGACCGCGAGCUCCUCAGGCACCGCCGACUAUUUAUCAACCACAGCCUCAGACAGCCCAGCAGAGCAUGUACUCCGCACAGAAUGGAUCCAACAUGGGAGGUCUCGCACUGAGUACGUCGUCACUGACCGCACGGAGAGACUCGUUCGAUCGUAACACCUCAGCGUUCAGUCCGUCGCUAGAUUACACGUCAGCAUCCACCAAUGCUGUGGUGAGUAACGCAGCUGCCGCAGCCGCUGCUGCUGCCCGGAAAUGGCCAGUUGGUGCGGGAAGUUACGGUGGCCUAAGUGCAGUAACGGCCUCAGCUAGCCCAUUAGGAACGUCUAUCACUCCUCCGCCGGUGUCUGGACUAGGAGCGCUGGUAACAAGUCGCGCUCCAGGAGCAGAAACCAAAUAUAGGCAAGUUAAUCAACUUGCACCAGGUAUAUCAGCGAAUGCUAUGUUUGGUUCGAGUAACUCGUUGUUCUCCAAAUUGCCUGGAUCCGUAGUACGACCGACGACAGCGUCAGCAGCCGCUGCUGUAGCAGCUGUUGCAGCCGGUGCGCCUGGACUUGACCGACCCCCAGGACGCUCGCGACUAUUGGAAGAUUUCCGUAAUCAACGCUAUCCGAAUCUACAGCUGCGAGAUUUGACAAAUCACAUCGUCGAAUUUUCCCAGGAUCAGCACGGUUCUAGAUUUAUUCAACAAAAACUGGAGCGCGCGACAGCUGCCGAAAAACAGUUGGUGUUCAACGAAAUCUUGGGCGCCGCUUACAGUCUAAUGACAGAUGUAUUUGGUAACUAUGUUAUCCAGAAAUUUUUCGAGUUUGGAUCUCCUGAGCAGAAGCAAGCUCUGGCACAGCAAGUAAGAGGACAUGUUCUGCCACUAGCACUGCAAAUGUAUGGCUGCCGUGUGAUUCAGAAAGCGCUAGAAAGUAUUCCAGCCGAACAACAGCAAGAAAUCGUUCGAGAGUUAGACGGGCACGUGCUCAAAUGUGUUAAGGAUCAAAACGGAAAUCAUGUUGUACAAAAAUGUAUCGAGUGUGUUGAACCAACGGCCCUACAGUUCAUUAUCGACGCUUUCCGCAACCAGGUAUACUCGCUGAGUACGCAUCCGUAUGGGUGCCGAGUUAUUCAAAGGAUACUCGAACACUGUACCACUGAGCAGACCGCUCCAAUCCUAGCUGAGUUACAUGCAAAUACGGAACAAUUGAUUCAGGAUCAAUAUGGCAACUAUGUGAUCCAGCAUGUGUUGGAGCAUGGAAAAUCGGAAGACAAGUCGGUGCUAAUCGCUGCUGUGCGGGGAAAAGUGCUGAUACUUUCACAGCAUAAGUUCGCAUCGAAUGUAGUUGAGAAGUGCGUUACACACGCUACCAGAGCUGAACGAGCGCUGUUAAUUGAGGAGGUUUGCUCGUUUAAUGAUGCCGGUCUGCACGUGAUGAUGAAAGACCAGUACGCUAACUACGUCGUGCAGAAGAUGAUUGAUGUGUCAGAACCGACGCAGCGAAAGGUGUUGCUGCAUAAAAUUCGCCCGCACAUGAAUUCACUGAAGAAGUACACUUACGGUAAGCACAUCAUCGCCAAGCUAGACAAAUUCACGCUCAAAACACCGAACACGAUCGGCGGGGGUAGUGCUGGCGGAGUGGGAGGUACAGGCGUAACCGGAGCGACAGGAGUUAACGCAAACCAAAACAGUGGAAUUGGUGCCGAUGGCAAUAAUACCAUUGGAACAAAUGGAACUGUACCCGGGGGACAACAGGUUGCUGCUACUAACGGUGGAGGUCCCGGUAGCGUACCUAGCAAUGGAAGCAGUGGAAUCAGCAACACUGGCAACAACAACGGGGGAGCAACUACUUUGGGACCCAUUGGGCCGCCACCUACUAAUGGCGUUAUGUAAUUGGGGCGUAGCAAAAUGUAAUGUUAACAACCUUCUGAUGGUACCUUCAGAACCAGAAGAGAUUUGCGAGGUUGGAGAAAAGUUAUAAAACGUCAUCACUUUUCUGGAAAGAGAAAAGCGAAAACAUGCACUGUAAUCUGUCUUCGGAAUGUGCCUUCGAUCUGCGGAGGAAAGUGAAUGAAGUAAUCUUUUUGUAAAGAUCAAAAACAUAAGCAUUUGUAAAUAUUUUUUAACUCUACAGAGAUUUUUUUCUCUCGCAAUGCUUUUGUUCUAGAAUAACGAAGGCUUUUUAAGCGACAGGGUCAGAACCGAAAGACUUUGAGUAUUUAGGGAACAAAUUAAUUCGUUAUUGCCGAACGAGAUGUACACUUAUUAUUGUUUCCCGGAUCAGCUGUUAAGGCAUUCUGUGGACAGACGGAUCUCAAUCCUAAUAUAGAAAACAAAAAAAGCAACCGUAAUCGGUUUUAAACACGAACAGUUUUCCGCAUUGGCCGUGUGUGAUUUUAGCGGUAAACAUACUAUAUUUUUUAGAAUGUUAUAUAUAUUCUCCGCGAUAGAAGCACAUUUCGAAUGAGAUUAACGGCACGAUAUGAAUUAUCUUUAUUUUUUCUGCUUGCAAACCCGCCAUAGAAGACACAGAACCUAACCUCUUUUAGUCGAAACAGGAUAUAAAAAAAAACAAUAAACAAUUUCAAAACCAAGGAUUAAAUUACGAUAAUAGUGAAGCAGAAGCUUGAACUUUUUGGAUUUACGAAAACUAACGCACUUAUAAAUAAUUGAUUAUUGGUAGAAAUCGAUCUUGAAUUGCACGCGCUCGAGUCGAAAGCGUUGUCAUGUGCACUCCAAGUUAGCAGCAGACACUAGGCUAAGUAUAAAAUGAAAAUCUGUAUAAUUUGUAUCAUUUGGUGGUUAAGUUGCAUUAAAAGUUGAAAAUAUGAUAAAACAAGUCAAAAUUCGACGUUGACAGCGAUUCGCGUAUUACACACUCAAGGGAAUGUACACUUUUUAUGACGAAUUUGAUCGGUUUCGCGUAAUAUUUAUAUAUAUUAUAAUCUCAACCAUAUGCGUGCGAUUGCUUCUUAUGUCUGAAAGAAAAAGCGGUAACGACGAUGAUGGCUGCGAAAUGAUAAAGGUGAUAAAAAUCGUCUACCUUUCGUUGUUGCGAGCUUAACCAAUAGGCUCUGCGCGAACAGAAAAAUGCUAAUCCAAAUGUUUGCCGGCAUAUGUAAACUGCCUCGGUCAAUAGACGUGUAGAAAAAAAGGUCUGUCGAGGAGAAUAGAAUGCAAAUGAAAAACAUGCUGCAAGUUCCCAGAGUUGAACUGAAGAGGCAAGCAGAGGAUCGAUCGCGCUAAUCCGGUUUAUAUAUACAAACACGAUUAAUAAGUACUGACUUAAUUGUGAUGUGCAGAAACUGUUGUGCACUGAUCUCUUUUGAAAGUGUGCGUCCACCUGUCAACCGGAAAACCGCUUUUCUUUGCUUAAUUCAUGAAGCAGUAACUCAUAUUGCGAAGAAAGCUAGAUUCCAUCUUUUUGAAGGGCAUUAUCCAGUUAUGUUCAUAGACGCCAGUGAUUAAGCACGCGAUAUUUUCAUUGAUUCCGCAGAUGUUUAUGUUCAAUCUUUGCGAUUCGUUUUAAGGAAGAGCUGAAUACGAAAAUAAAAUUAACCACACAAGUUUCUCAGCUUUGUCUACCCAGAAAAAAAAGGUGUUAAAAUGCAUUAAAUAGGAGGCAACAAAGUAUUGAUUAGUUAUUUUAUUAAUAAAAAAAGCUGGCAUAGGGAUCAUUUUUUCGAAGAAUAUAACAGACUUUGAAUAAGAAUAACGCACUGUGAUCCAUACCGAGACACACACAGGUACAUGCGUUGCAACGGUGGUUUAAGCCACGCAUUACAAAAAAAACUAAUCGCUAACAUAAUUUCCAAAAUGUGUGCAUUGUGCUAAACGUACUUUACCUGAGCAUAAGUUUUACCAAUCACGGAAAAUCGAAAGUCCCCUGUUAUUGCUCUCUAUCAUUUUUGCUUUGUGUCUUUCGAAUGUAUCAGGUAACCCAACGUUGUCGUUUCAUUUUCUCAUUGCAACAACUAAUUUUAUUCGUAACCAAUAAAUACAAUCAUUCAAAUGAUCAAACGAACAAACUUGAAAGCAGGAGCAGGAAUAGUUGAACAAGAAUUGCUUUGAAUAGAAUACACGUUCAUUAACCGACGUCAUCUAUGACGUGUUAGAUAAAAAAAAGAAUAUUAAAUUGGAAAACAGUUUCAGAUGGCAAAACUAUCUCAAAAUCAUAGGAGAAAAGUGCAGUGGCAUCUUGUUUUCAAUGAAACUUACCUUUUUUUCAUUUACUUUUUUCAAAUUACUAUAUUCAAUAUAAAAAUAAAACAAUCCCGAACAUGUAAGCAUAUAAAAGAAUAAAUAAAAUGAAACAUGAUAGCAUUUAUUACGAAACACGUAAAGUUGCGAAUAAGAACCUUUUCCUCUCCAAUAUUUGAAGGUAGUGUUCAAUGGCAGGAUUAACGUAAGGAAAAAAUAAAAAAUACUAAAAAAUAAUUCUAAUAAAUACAUAAACAGUAACAGUUAUCUGUAAGUCAAUCUUUAGUAAAGUAUAACAUCGUAAAAAAAUUCUCCUGAUUUUUUGAAAACAUUCAUUUCUUGUCAAUUUUCCAUGUAAUUGUGAACUGUUAAUAUCAUAAGCCAGUGUUACAACCGCAGGGAGUUUCGCACGUAUAGAAAUACACACGUAAGCGUGGACGAAAGCUGUUGUUGCAGUGAUAGUGGCAGUAGUAGUAGCAAUAGUCGUAGUUCUAGAAGUAGCAGUUGCGUGUACUCAAUGUGUAUUCAUGUAGUCUCCAUGAGUAGCUAGCGGGCACAUACUUGUGUGAGAAUACGCAAAAACAAGUCCACUAUGUCUUACCUAUUGUUGCGGUAGAAUAUGCGACCCACAGUGUAAUGCUGUCUAAAUGUAGGUUACUAUGUACGCACGGAAUAGGAAAAUGUCUGGGUUUUCAAACUGAGAAUGGUAUCUAUUUUAAACCAGACAUUCGCGGAUAAAUAGUGGAUGCCUUUGAAUCAAAAUUAUAUGGCUUUUGACGUCACUGCUGACUGUGCUACAACCUAUGAUGUAUCUUAUCUGCAACAGUACCAGCUACUUACUCGGUUUGAUAACCCUACAAUCAUUUUAAAGAGUACAAGAUUCUAGUGUACUCAUCCUUGUUAAGCACUUUUACAGAACUACGUGAUACAUUAAAGAGCUCCCAUUUUCUAAAAUUAUCAACAAGCAAAUUGGAAAUGGAAAUAUUUUUCUAAAUUAAACGCUCAUAUAAAUUAUAUUGCUUUAAUACGAUCAGCAGUGACCGCAUUGAAAACGCAGGCCUCUCCUCACUAAAUCAUUAUCGGAACAACAUCUUCUCUCAGCUAAUUUUAAACCCAGAGCGGUAUUUUUGAGCCGAAUGUCGGCUACUCUCACUAAUAGUAAUAGCUAGUAAGUAAUUCGUAUAGAAGUAAUCUGAUUUAUUUUUUGUGUUUUUCGUAUAAGUUAAUAUUUUAGGUUUGUAAAAUGCAUAUAAAACAAUUAUCGACAGUGCACGGAACAUUUGAUGAGAAAACGUGCGCGCAUGCACACACACAUACAUGCAUAAACACAACCAUAUAAACUGAGCGUCCCUGUGACUCUCCUUAUAUUAGAAUCUCUGGCCUCGGCAGAAUGCUGCUAUGAAAACAAGUCGCUCAUCAACUGUUAAGUGCACUGAACGUGAAACUCGUCACUUAUUGGGAAGAUUGUUUUCACAAUAAUCGUACUUCGGUUUGGACUCUUAGAAAACAGCUCUUUUUAAGUAUCUACUUAUAAUAAAAGCUUGAUUAUUGGAAGAUUAGAGUUUUUCGUAGACAAAACAUUAGAAUAAAAUUUUCUAUUAUACUAAAACAAUUGCAUCCGGCACUUAAUUAGUGGAUUUAGCAAAAUAAGGAAACAAUUCAAAACACACGCAUAUGUGAACGAAAGUAAUGUUGUAUAUCGCUGUACAAAAUUUAUAUAGUUAUUUUAUACUGAACAACAAAGAUAAAACGAAAAAUCUUUUAGCAAACAAAUAACACGAAAGAACAAAAUUGAAGGUAAUGUUACUUGUACGAUAGAACUCUUGUAGAAUUUAAAAAUUGGACAUACCAUCGCCUCCUCCACCGUUUGUACUUGAAGUGAAAAUUGACAGUUACUGAAAUUAGAAGAAAAAAAACACAAUAUUAGUUGCAUGAAAAAGAGCGUCCAUUAAUUUUCAAAUCACAUAAUACUGCUCCAGGUAGUAGUAUUUGAUAACAUUGCUUCUUUUACAACGCAAGCCUACCUGAGUAGACUUGUACUCUUCUGUUGUAGUCUUAGAUAUGAACUUGUCGAACAAAGUUAAACAUAUCUCCAACAUUAGAUAUUAUUAAAAUAAAUUUACUAAUUAUUCCCACUUCCUAUUUUUUGUAAAUUUAGUCUGUAAAUUGUUGCAACACCAGUGCAUUUAAUUAAAACAAAAACAAAUUUACAGUAUUUUUGUAUACGUUGUGGAGGAUUGAAAUAAAGUCCACAACACAAUACGCAACAUGUAAUUUGCUAUAUAAAUAAUUUCUUCACAAUAUGGUUCUUGUACAAAUAUCGAGAUCAUGCUCUGGAAAACGACAAAAAUUAGCAAAAAAAAAUUUCUUCCAUUUCGAUAUUGGAAGAGAUAUAUGUAAUGCAAAAUAUAAGUUUUUGAAUUGAAAGGAAAAGUUACACAAAGCACUGCAUUUUGUUUUCUAGUGCUCGAUUGGGUGUGUUUAUUUAGUGGAUGUAUUCUGAGAUUCGGUAAUCCAACUUUGUGUGGGUAACUGUAAAACACGCAGUUUGUUAUUUGUUUUAAUCCAUAGGGGAAAUCUAUUGUUGUACUCGCACCGGGGUCGAGACCCAAAUUGAAAUGAAAAACAAUUAUAAAAUAUUGUCAUUGAGGUAAUCCGCAUUUGAAGCGAAUGAGAGCGCACUCUAUUACCAAGUAUCAACCCGACAGUUCGUUAAAACAGCCUGUGAGAAAAAAAAGUGUAAAAAUGUAAUGAAAUAAUUGUAAUAUGUUUGUAAAUCGGACUUUUCUAUAGAUAUAUUUUUAACAAAGCAACCCACGCGAAUCUGUAAAGACAAGUCAUCAAACUAAAAGAAACAGUAAUCAUCCAGUGUUAAGGCUAAAAAACGUGAUAUGUACAGAGAAUGCUUUUUUUACUAACCCCGGAAAAUAAAAACACCCAGAAGAAUACAUUAUCAUCAACAAAUUCACACUCUGGAUCACAAGAGAUGGCUCACAGCAAAGGAAAUUAUUCAACACUCGCGUGAAGAACACCUAAAAGCAUACGCGAUUCGGUCACUAAGGUAUAAUGAGAAAUUUCGUUGAUACUCUUGACACAAAUAAGGCAAAAAACAAUCUGUGAUUAACUUCUUCUUUUUCAUUUAUGUCCUUUGUUUUGACUAUUUUAGUAUUUUGUUCAUAGAAAAAGAAGAAAAUAACUAACUUUGAACAUAGUGCGACCCUAUAAAGGGUUUGCUGUAAAAUGUGUACAAUUUUAUAAAUAGGCUAUUUUAAAAAUUGACCGAAAGGAAUAAUUGAACAAUUUUUUCCGCGCCUUCAAGUAUCCUUAGGAAGACAUAAAAAAAUGAGAGUGACAAACAGUGGAACAAGUAAGUUUUUUAUCCCAUAUACCCAUGUGUCGUGUUGGCUAAAUUUGAAGCAUAGAUCAUUCUAGAGAAUGCAUUUCCAGAAAGUGAAAAUAUUUUUGUAUAGAGAAGGGAAAACGGCAAAUUUUAUACACAAAACACACACGGUUCGGACUGAGAAUUAUGCUUUGUAACAUAAACGUGUAAAUUUAUUUUACAAUCUCACUGAUUUGUAAUUAUAGCAAAAUCAAAAAGGCGAACUGAACAGAUAGAGACUCAACCAGCGCGAGAGAGUGGACAAAAUCUGUACAUUUUUGUGAAAAUAUCAUCUGUACAAAAAAAAAAUAAAAACACACACUUACACACUAGCGGAUAACGAACCCGCUUCGGAAAGGUUGCAACAUUUCCAAGGCGAGAACACUAAACACAAGAGGUCAACCAAAUCAAUGACAAUAUUUUUAAUUUUCAUUCCGCUUUACGCAAUUAUUUGCGUUAUUGAACUUUUUUUUUGUUCAAGACAUGCUUGCAAGCUUGCGAGAUACAAUGUACAAUUUUGUGAAUUUUACUUUUUAGGCAUACAAAAAUAAUAAUACUAAACAGCGAUGUACAUAAAUAGUAACAGCGGGAUCCUGUUCCCGUUGAUUUAUAACAACAGUAAAAAAGAAUAAAAAAAAAACAAAAACAGAAUUUUUUAGACAGGAAAUAGGUCACGUUUUAAGCAACAACUGCCACCACUUGCAAGAUUAAUUGUAAACAGUACGAAACAUUACAGAACUACAAUACAUAUUAGCAAAUGUAGCAGCAGCAAAAUGCCUUAUUUUCCCAUUUUUCUCAAUUGUCGUAAAUUUUUGGAUUAGAUUUCCGCAUUAAUUUGACAUCGGGACUGGUUCAAUUGCAGAAGCCCAAACUACUUAUAGAUGAAACCAAAUAACGAAAUGAGUGCGGAUGUUUUUAGUUCAUUUUUCAAACGGAUGGUCAUCUGCUUCUGGAUUGAAGAUUAGAACAGCUUAGCAAUCGAGACAGUAGUUGAUAGUGAGGCGAUGAUAAAGAUUUUAUUUAGCAUAAAACUAGAUGAACCACGUAACACGAUUCCCAGCCGAUUCAGGAGAAGAAACCUAUAAAUAAACAUUGAGAUUUUCCAAUUAACUUUAGUUUACAAUAGAGAUUUGUCGGUAAACGCAUUUUUGUAAUCAAAGCUGCUCCAAUAUUUUAUGAGUAUGCAUGGAGACCUUUUUUCUUCGAACACACAACUUGUAAACAAUGUAGGUAUUUCACUGAACCCAUAGAAUAAGGGAAAACUAUCAUAGUUUAUAGCAGUUAAUCAAACAGAGUAUAGACUUGCGCAUCAUUUUUUCUGCUCAUUUUCCUCAUUUGUAUGUUUCUAUAUGAUCAUCAUUACAACAGGCGUGUAAAAAACGCAACUCUCCUCUAUUAUCGCUAGUUAUUUGAUCAUUUAUCGUAAUAAUAUUAUAUUAACUUUUCUUAUUUAGUGAUAAUCCGAAAAAGCUUAAUUUAUUUCAUGAUUUCCAGUUUUCAUAUUGGAACGCUAUCAAUGUUCGUUGGCAAAAAUUAGAAGGAAUCAGUGGAGCAGUAGGGGAAAUAAAGUAAUGAAAAAUGCUAUAUGUAUAAUUUUUGGAGAAAUUCUUUGGAAUAAAGCCCUAUAAAUAAUGCAUUAUAUAUGAAUACUAAAAAUAAUAAUGAUGCAACUAUAAAUAUUAUGCUAUUAUCAAGUAAAUAUAAAUUUUCUGUAAUAUUGAA